Messenger RNA from Tachyglossus aculeatus (Australian echidna), 4612 nucleotides. RefSeq names its product cadherin 11 (gene CDH11). The transcript is spliced from 11 exons. Gene Ontology annotation, cellular component: plasma membrane; adherens junction; catenin complex. Gene Ontology annotation, molecular function: calcium ion binding; cadherin binding. The coding region runs from base 10 to 2400 and encodes 796 amino acids. NCBI's taxonomy places the organism in Eukaryota, Metazoa, Chordata, Mammalia, Monotremata, Tachyglossidae. The record is from RefSeq and is a predicted model, not a curated record. Gene Ontology annotation, biological process: adherens junction organization; multicellular organism development; homophilic cell-cell adhesion.
UAACCAAAAAUGAAGGAGAACUAUUGUUUACACGCCGCUCUGGCCUGCCUGGGCCUGCUGUGUGCCAGCCAGGCUCUGGCCACCGAGAAACUGAACCGUUUCCAGCUCCCGCUCCACGCUCACCACGAAACGGGCAAAGAGGGGCAGGUCCUGCACCGCUCAAAGAGAGGCUGGGUCUGGAAUCAGUUUUUCGUCAUCGAAGAGUACACUGGGCCCGAUCCCGUGCUCGUUGGCAGGCUCCACUCUGAUAUCGAUUCUGGGGAUGGAAACAUUAAAUACAUUCUCUCAGGGGAAGGAGCGGGGACCAUUUUUGUCAUUGACGACAAAUCAGGAAACAUCCACGCAACGAAGACACUGGACAGAGAAGAGAGGGCCCAGUACACGCUGAUGGCCCAAGCCGUAGACAGAGACACCAACCGACCCCUGGAGCCUCCUUCUGAGUUCAUCGUUAAGGUGCAGGAUAUAAAUGACAACCCUCCUGAGUUCCUUCAUGAAAACUACCACGCUAACGUGCCGGAGAGAUCCAACGUGGGAACCUCAGUGAUUCAGGUGACAGCGUCAGAUGCUGAUGACCCCACUUAUGGAAACAGCGCUAAGCUGGUAUACAGCAUUCUUGAAGGCCAGCCGUAUUUCUCCGUGGAAGCCCAAACAGGUAUCAUCAGAACUGCGCUUCCGAACAUGGACAGAGAAGCCAAGGAAGAGUAUCACGUCAUUAUUCAAGCCAAGGACAUGGGAGGACAUAUGGGAGGACUCUCAGGCACAACCAAAGUGACAAUUACCCUUACCGAUGUCAACGAUAACCCACCAAAGUUCCCACAGAGUGUCUACCAGAUGUCAGUGUCGGAAGCAUCUGUUCCAGGGGAGGAAGUGGGAAGACUAAAGGCCAAAGACCCAGACAUUGGAGAAAAUGGCUUAAUAACGUACAACAUCAUUGACGGAGACGGCGUAGACAUGUUUGAAAUCACAACCGAUUACGAGACUCAGGAAGGGGUGGUGAAACUUAAAAAGCCUGUAGAUUUUGAAGCCAAAAAAGCUUACAGUCUGAAGGUGGAGGCAGCCAACGUGCACAUUGACCCCAAGUUCAUAAGCAACGGGCCGUUCAAGGACACGGUAACUGUGAAGAUUGCAGUGGAAGAUGCCGACGAACCGCCCGUGUUUCUAGCGCCCAGCUACGUUCACGAGGUCCAGGAGAACGCGCCUGCUGGGACUGUGGUGGGAAGAGUUCAUGCCAAAGACCCCGAUGCUGCCAACAGUCCAAUAAGAUACUCAAUCGAUCGUCAUACUGACCUCGACCGAUUUUUUAACAUUAAUCCGGAAGAUGGUCUUAUUAAAACCACAAAACCCUUGGAUAGGGAAGAGACCGCCUGGCUGAACAUCUCCGUCUUUGCCACUGAAAUUCACAACCGCCACCAGGAAGCCAAAGUUCCCGUUGCAAUCAGGGUCAUUGACGUCAAUGACAAUGCUCCCAACUUUGCAACGACUUACGAAGCGUUUAUUUGUGAAAGUGAUCAGACCAAACCAUUGUCCAACCAGCCGUUUAUUACAAUUAGUGCUGAUGACAAGGAUGACACUGCCAAUGGACCAAGAUUUAUCUUCAGCUUACCCCCUGAAAUUAUUCAUAAUCCAAAUUUUACACUCAGAGACAACAGAGAUAACACUGCCAGUGUUUACGUUCGACGUGGAGGCUUUAGUCGCCAGAAGCAGGAUCUCUACCUUCUUCCCAUUGUGAUAAACGACGGCGGGGUGCCCCCGAUGAGCAGUACCAACACGCUGACCAUCAAAGUCUGUGGCUGUGAUCACAACGGCUCGCUCCUCUCCUGCAACGCAGAAGCCUACGUCCUCAACGCCGGCCUGAGCACUGGAGCUCUGAUCGCCAUUCUGGCCUGCAUCGUGAUCUUGCUCGUCAUUGUGGUGCUGUUUGUAACCCUGAGAAGACAGAAGAAGGAACCGCUGAUCGUCUUCGAAGAAGAAGACGUGCGGGAGAACAUCAUUACCUACGACGACGAAGGCGGAGGAGAGGAAGACACCGAGGCCUUCGACAUCGCCACCCUGCAGAACCCCGAUGGCAUCAACGGGUUCAUUCCUCGCAAGGACAUUAAACCCGAAUAUCAGUACAUGCCCCGGCCCGGGCUCCGUCCAGCGCCCAACAGCGUUGAUGUCGACGACUUCAUCAACUCGAGGAUACAGGAGGCCGACAACGACCCCACCGCUCCGCCUUACGACUCCAUCCAGAUCUACGGCUACGAAGGACGAGGCUCGGUGGCCGGCUCCCUCAGCUCCCUAGAAUCCGCGACCACAGAUUCGGAUUUGGACUACGAUUACCUACAGAACUGGGGACCGCGCUUUAAGAAACUUGCGGACUUGUAUGGUUCCAAAGACACUUUUGAUGACGAUUCUUAACAAUAAAAAGUUGAAUUUGGCCUUAAGAACUGUGUCCGGCGUCCUGAAGAAUCCAGAAGAAACAUUCAAAGCAGGUAUUUUUUUAAAACCGAGAAAAGGCUCAUUUAAACCCUUUAAGUUUGACCAAGAGGAUAAAGUGAAUCAAAACCAGGACAUCCAAGUGGUAAAUACUGUGAAGUACCUUGACCGACGAAAGGCAGUGUCGAAGUGGGCUAUCGGCUUCACUGGAGGAAAAAAAAAACAAAAAACUACCACUCUGGAGGAACAAAAUAUUUAAGCGAAGCAAGAACACUCUCAUCGUGAACUUACGAGGAAGGAAGACCUUCUAUGUAUUAUGAACAUCAAAAUCGUUUAUGUCAAUGAAGCUUCCACGAAAUGAGAAAGGAUAACAGUUCGGAGCUGUAAUUUCGCCUUAAACUCUGGACACUCUCUAUGUAGUGCAUUUUUAAACUUGAAAUAUAUCCUAUUCAGCCAGCUUAAACCCAUAUGAUGUAUGUACAGUACAAUGUACAACUAUAAUGUCUCUUGAGCAUCAAAACUUGUUACUGCUGACUCUUGUAAAUCUUUUUGCUUAUACUUUCAUCUUAAACUAAUAUGUGCCAGAUAUAACUCUGUCUUGUUGCAGUGAGAGGAUCUCUAUUUCUAUGUCAUUUUUAAUGUAUCUAUUUGUACAAUUUUAAAGUUCUUAUUUUAGUAUACAUACAAAUAUCAGUAUUCUGACAUGUAAGAAAUGUUACAGCAUCACACUUAUAUUUUAUGAACAUUGUACUGUUGCUUUAAUAUGUGCUUCAAUAUAAGAAGCAAAAUUUGAAAUAAAAAGGAUUCUUUUUUAAUUCUUGUUUGGAUUCUUAAGCAUUUAAGAAAACCGGAGUAUUUCUUAGGCCCCAUUUCUAGUUCUGGCUAAUUUACAAUGGUGACUUUUACUAGCCCUAUUUAUUAUAUGUUUGUAGUUUGUCUGUUGCCUUGUUGAGUGUUUAUUUAAAAUCCGAUACAUUUUACAGAUGUUUUUAGAUAAUAUUCUGUAUCGUCUCGUGAGCAUUUUGUAUCCGCUCGAUAUAAGACUUGUGGUGGCUGCCAGGGCCUCUUUGAUAUGAAACUCCCGUGCUCUGGAUCUAAGUCCGUUUAUUAUUUGAAACUUUUGGUUAUGUAAUAUGCAUUUAUCUUAAUAGCUUAGCGAUUCUACGUAGAAGAUAAUGUCCAGCUACAGGGAGUAGCAGUCAACGCCCAAUGUUGUAAUCACUGCGUGUUGUAAACUCCAGGAUCAGCUUGUGGGAAGGGGAGACUUCCCAGCGGAAUCCCGUCCAAUUUUAGCCGUCAAGCCCUGGCCCCUCCGUCCUCCCCGAGGGCAUCUUAUCUGAGAGAAAUCAUUACGGACUGGGGUUGGAUGGGGGAGAGGAGGAAGUUGGGGGUCGGGGAAAGGGAGGAGAGUUUUCAUUUACCUGCAGGAGAAUCACCUGGUCUUUGAAUACCACGGCACUGUCGUUCGUAAUAAGAGAAGUCGAGAUUGCUUUCAGAACUGCUCUGUGUAGUGUUGGUUUCUUCCUCAAAUUAAAGUGAUCUCUGCCCAUCGGGAGGGUCCGUCACGAGGAGCAAGGAAGCUCAAUAUUAGCAGAGCUGGGGGCAGGCCCGCUGUCUUCUCAAACAGAAGGUCGCUUCCCGGGAAAGGUGAAAUUUACGGGGCUAGAUACUGAAAUUAGCCAUCCUGUCGGGGACGGAGGCAAUCCAGAGGAAAAACUCACUUUCACCGCUCUAAAAAUUGUCAUCAGAGUUUGCUUCCUCCUUCUUCUGGGUAGCGAGCCAGGCCCGGGCUGAUUUUGAUUCCUUCAUUUCAGACAAGGGCCCCUCAUCGGAAAUAUGUCCGCAGAUCAGUUAGGGGUUGAUUCUUAUAUUUUUAUAAUCCAAAGACUAUUUUGCUAGAUUUGCACAUUUCUCCCAUUCAAUUUGACAGAAAGGAAACCCACCUGAGAGCACAUAAGCAGGAAGGAUUAAUUGAAACAGGUUCCCCCAUCACCAAGGAUGAGAAUAUUUUCCUUGCCCCAUUGGGUGUGUAUUAGGAUUGGAAUUAGCUCCUGCAUUUUUCACCAUUUUAUGUUGAAAUCCGGACGGGACACUGUUGCUUCCUUUUUUGAAGAGUUAAGAUGGCUUGUUUUUUUUAGUCUUUGCUGUUUGUAGAACCCUCCUAGAAGCUUCAAAAUAAAAUUUCUUUCCCUAC